CUGCCCUCCGCGGCAUCCCGGCCCUGGUUUCCUUCACGCUGCUUGGGCUACGCCUACGUAUUAUUCCUCUUCCUCUUCCUCUUCCUCUACCUCUACCCUCGUUUCUCCGCCUGUCCGCACUUUCCUCUAGAGCGCACCUCUUCUCGACCCCCUAAGCUCAUCGUCAUGGGAGUAGGAGCAGUUCUCGAGCCGCUGGUUGUGAUCGUCCUUCUCUUCGGAGGCACCUGGAUCAACAGAACCAGCGGGUCCUUCCCUGCGCGCAGAACUCGUCGCAAAUCAUUCAUCACCUCGCGGGGUUCCUCGCCUGAUGUGAUAGAGUCCGGAGUAUCAACACCAACCACAAAGGAUGGGUUGCUACCUCGUCGGCUGUCAUCCUCCUCGUCGCUUUCACAAGCCGGGCAAAGUGGAUGGCGCAAGCGGCAGGUUGGCAUCUUUUCGUCUGUAUUCGAGGUCACCACCCCGGACACUGCCGUUUUCCAUGAUCGCCUCCUGAGUCGCCUGCUCCGCAAGUUCCCGUUCCUGGUCGAAUGCUGGUACUGGGCGUUGGUGUACUGGACAUACCAACUGGGUCGGGCUUUCACUGCCGUCACACUCCAAGAAGGCACAGUUGACGUGGCGAGGAAACAUGCGCUGGAGCUGAUCCAGAUCGAAGAGGCGCUGGGGCUGUUUUUGGAGGUUCCGAUCCAGCGGUUCUUCCUCCGACAUCCCCAGCUGAUGACUUGGACCAACUGGCUUUAUUCGUUUAUCCACAUCCCGGGGACCAUCGCCUUCCUCGUCUGGCUCUACUACUAUACCACCACCACCACCUCCUCCUCCUCCAGGAACCGAUUCGAUGAGUCGCAGCCAGGCAAGCCGCGCGGGCUCAGGAGCGGCUCUCCCGCCGGCCCACGCCUGUAUCAAGCCCGGCGCCGAACCCUGGCCGUGUGCAACUUGCUCGCCUUUGUAGUUUUCACGCUGUGGCCCUGCAUGCCGCCUCGUCUGCUGAGUGACAAAGACGCGCAGGGGCCGGAUGCCGCGCUCGGCCGAAGCUAUGGCUUUGUCGACACGGUGCACGGCGUCAACGGAGCGGGCAGCGUCUGGACCGAAAACCGCUUCUGCAACCAGUAUGCCGCCAUGCCCUCCUUGCAUUUUGGCUACUCCCUCAUGAUCGGACUCACCAUCAUGACCAUCCCGCUGCCGCCACAUCACCGUCGGCGUUCGCGCCUGGCCCUUGGCUCCUUCGGCGUGCAGAUUCCAUCGUGGCGCCGACUGGUCUGCCUGGCUGUCGGGUUCUCCUACCCAUUCACCAUCCUGGCCGCCAUUGUCGCAACCGCGAACCAUUUCAUUCUGGACGCUGUGGCCGGUGCCAUGGUAUGUGCCAUUGGGUGGAAGUUCAACGGCAUCCUGCUAAACCUGCUGCCCGUGGAAGACUACUUCCUCUGGGCGCUUCGCAUCCACAAGCCGGUGCCGACGGCGGCGGCGGAGGAGGAGAGUGACGAUGUCGAUGGAUGGCUUGAUGACGGGAUGCCCGAGCCAACGGCCCUUCCCUGGUAAAUCAGGGCUCGUCCCUUCGUCCCUUCGUCCCUAUUCUGCAGACCCCCAUGAUACCCUUUCAUGUUGAUGAACCUGCCAUGCCCCCGAUGAAUAUCUCUUACCACGAUGCAUGUAUGCGACGGUCG
Aspergillus heteromorphus CBS 117.55 is the source of this 1658-nucleotide messenger RNA. RefSeq names its product phosphatase PAP2 family protein. Lineage: Eukaryota; Fungi; Ascomycota; Eurotiomycetes; Eurotiales; Aspergillaceae. Gene Ontology annotation, biological process: inositol phosphoceramide metabolic process; sphingolipid biosynthetic process. The record is from RefSeq and is a predicted model, not a curated record. The coding region runs from base 166 to 1533 and encodes 455 amino acids. The transcript is spliced from 3 exons. Gene Ontology annotation, molecular function: inositol phosphoceramide synthase activity. Gene Ontology annotation, cellular component: inositol phosphoceramide synthase complex.